This is a messenger RNA of Paramormyrops kingsleyae, 2523 nucleotides long. Its product is annotated as pyruvate dehydrogenase (acetyl-transferring) kinase isozyme 1, mitochondrial-like. Lineage: Eukaryota; Metazoa; Chordata; Actinopteri; Osteoglossiformes; Mormyridae. Gene Ontology annotation, molecular function: pyruvate dehydrogenase (acetyl-transferring) kinase activity. Gene Ontology annotation, cellular component: mitochondrion. The record is from RefSeq and is a predicted model, not a curated record. Gene Ontology annotation, biological process: protein phosphorylation; regulation of glucose metabolic process.
UCCUGCAAUAUUCACCUGUGUAAAUGCAUAGAAACCGUUAAGUCCGUCGGACAGAUUUUAUACUUGCAUUUACUCGCCCUGAGACUCUCAUAGCCAUAUAUCUGACGCCUUUGCACCGCAGGAUCGGGCACAAGGUGACAGUGUUCAGGUGUCUGGCGUUUGCGUACCGGAUAUUCAGUCUCCUCCCUAUCCACGCACUUCCAUUAACAAAGGUGGGCCUAAGUGUAAGAAACUAAAAUACGGUGGUUUUAGAUCUUCAGAUGACCGAUUUGUCUCUGUUGACAAACGUAUUUCUUACAAUGACGUUACAUCCACUGCCCAGUAACUGAGCUAUUGAGUGCGGACAUUAACGCGGCAUUUUAGUUAAAGUAAAUGCGCCAGCUGUUUGGGUCUCCUCUAGCUAACUAACGUGAUGCAGACUUAAAGGAUCGCUUUGUGGAUCGCCUGCUUGGUAGAUGAUCUCCAUGGACCAGCUGGCUAAACCACUCAGCUGAACUUUGGACGGAGCGCGUCGCCAUGCGGCUCUUACGGUCCCUGCUGAGCAGCUGCUCCCUUGGGAAGCAUGUCGAUUACUACUCCAGGUUUUCCCCGUCGCCGUUGUCUAUGAAGCAGUUUUUAGAUUUCGGCUCGGAAAAUGCCUGCGAGAGGACUUCGUUUGUAUUCCUGAGACAGGAACUGCCUGUCAGACUCGCAAACAUCAUGAAGGAAAUAAACUUACUGCCAGACAAUUUAUUAAAGACACCAUCUGUUCGUUUGGUCCAGAGCUGGUAUAUGCGAAGUUUUGACGAGAUCCUCGACUUUAAGGACAAAAAUGCCGAUGAUGACAGAGUCAUUUAUGAUUUCACGGACGCGGUGAUAAAGAUCCGGAACCGGCAUAACGACGUGGUCCCUACCAUGGCCCAGGGAGUAGUGGAGUACAAAGAGCUACACGGCAUCGACCCGGUCACCAGCCAGAACGUGCAGUACUUCCUGGAUCGUUUCUAUAUGAGCCGUAUAUCCAUUCGGAUGCUUCUGAACCAGCACACUCUGCUCUUUGGUGGGACGGUCAGGGCCAACCCAGCUCACCCGAAACAGAUAGGAAGCAUUGAUCCGCACUGUCGGGUCACAGAGGUGGUGCAAGAUGCCUAUGAAAGCGCCAAGCGCCUCUGCGAUCUUUAUUAUAUGAACUCGCCGGAGCUGAUGCUGGAAGAAUGCAAUGCCAAAGAAAAAGGAAGACCUGUAACGGUGGUGUAUGUUCCCUCCCACCUGUACCAUAUGAUAUUUGAGCUUUUUAAGAAUGCCAUGAGGGCCACCAUGGAGCUGUACGGCGAUGCCCUGAAUUAUCCCCCAAUCCACGUCAAGGUGGCACUUGGCAGUGAAGAUCUCACUAUAAAGGUGAAGGACCGUGGAGGGGGCGUGGCCUUAAGGAAGAUUGACAGGCUGUUCACCUACACCUAUUCCACAGCCCCCCUACCCCACACGGACACUGCCCGGGGAGCCCCACUGGCUGGCUAUGGCUAUGGCCUUCCCAUCUCUCGCUUGUACGCCAGGUACUUCCAGGGAGACCUGAAGCUGUAUUCUCUGGAAGGAUAUGGGACAGAUGCUGUCGUGUACAUCCGGGCGCUGUCCACAGAGUCGAUAGAGAGGCUUCCUGUGUACAACAAAUCUGCCUGGAGACACUACAACACAACACAUGACAAUGAUGAUUGGUGCACGCCCAAGACGGAGCCCAAGGGCGUCACAUUCUAGAUUGGGGUCCACUUCUGAGACUGGCUGUGGCGAGUAGGACAGUGAAUUUGCCUGCUGGAGGUCAUUAAUGUGUGGAAAAUUUACAGCAUUUACCCUUUAAAUCCUCAGGGUUUUUUUGUUCUUGGAAUUAAAAUAGGUUGUAGUCACACAAUUGAAAUGAUGGAUUGAAUUUGUCUGUUAAUGACUAUUCUGUUAAGCUCUCGUCAGAUGGGCUUCAAAAAGCUGGCUUAAACUACUUUUAUAAAUGUGUAGUUUUAUGCUAUGUGGUUUUUCUUUAAUGUUUAUGAAACUGUAUAUUAACAGAUAAUGGUAAUUUUUCUGCCUGGUGAGCUGUUUCCAGUCAAACCAUUGUUCUCCCUGUUAAGAGGUGGGAUGGAAGCUUCGAGAAUUAGCAGAGGACUUUCAGCAGAACUUGCAAAAGAAGUAUGACUUCGUACAAUCUGUGUGUUACAAAGGGUAUAGGCUGCUGUACAACUGGCACUACUUCUGAAAAGCUGGUGUUACUGUAAAAUGCUGAUUUUUCUUGACAUGUUGCAUACUGGCUACUGAAGGUGGGAUGGGCCGAUGCCCAUCCUGUCACUGCGCCCUUAACAGUAUUUAUUUCCCCUCAUUUAAAAAUCAGGUGCAUGGAGGAACAUGGAAACAUCAGUUACCUGUAGCUCAAAAGACAAGCAGUAUUGUUAGGCGGUGGAAUGUGCCUGUUCCUUUCAGUGUGAUGUAUUAAACCUCAUAGGUGGCAAAUGCAUUAUUUUGGCAGUUUUUUAUUUUAAGAUAUAAAGUGUUUCCACCGCGGCA